This is a messenger RNA of Cylicostephanus goldi, 1635 nucleotides long. The record is from the annotation of a GenBank genome assembly. NCBI's taxonomy places the organism in Eukaryota, Metazoa, Nematoda, Chromadorea, Rhabditida, Strongylidae.
CGGUCCGAUUGUACGGACACUUGCUCUCGUGCUUGUAUCCCGUCUUGUACGCAAAGGACGGGAAAUCAGGCCGAGUGCACCCGAAAGUGCGGUGGAACAUGCGAUGUUUCCUGUUUGAUGGCUGCCAAUCACACCUUGCAAGUACAACAACUUCAACAAAUGCAAGCGCAGAUCUUGCAACAGUCUUCUCAGCAGCAAAUGCAAAUGCAGCAACCUAAGUUGACGGCGCAGGAUCAAUGCGAGCAAAACUGCCAGCAAGUUUGCGUGAGUGCUUGCACUGCAAGAGCCUCAGCGCCGUCGGUUUGUGAGAACACAUGUGGCAAUGCCUGCAAAUUUGGAUGUCAAGACCUGGGGACUCCAGCUCUCAUACCCAUUCAACUUGACAUACAGGAUAGUUUCUACAGCGUGAACUGCGAGCCAAAAUGUGGCCAAACCUGCCACGCUCAGUGCGUGUCACAGGGAAAUCCGGCUGCAACUUGUUCUUCAUCAUGUGGGCAACAAUGCGGUGUUGCCUGCGCAGGACGCACACAACAGGUAGACAAUACGAUAACCCUUCCACCAAUACUGGCACCAGCACCCGCACCAAAUCCAUGUGUACAACGAUGCACGGAUCAAUGCCAGCUACAUUGCCGUCCGGAGCUGGAACCAAUGUGCUCCACUUCUUGCGAUACCGUCUGUCGCUUACGCUGCGCUAGCCUUGCCUCUCAACCGCUUGCGGUAGGUGGUCUUCCCACACAACAGACACAAUUACAGUGUAUUGCACCAUGUAUGCCGGCUUGUCUCCCCAAUUGCAUCAACUCACAACUCACUGCACCGACUGCCACCACUCCGUCACCACAAGUCGUGGCUGUUCCGCCAAAUCCGGCUUGCAUCACUAUCUGUAUGCCUACAUGUACCGAAGAUUGUAUUCAAGCAGCUGCAGACAAUCCCAAGCCUUUAUCAUCCACCUCCAAACCUUUGCUAAUUAACGUUAACCUCAUCUUGUGCCCCUUAGCUUGCCAACCCUCAUGUGAUAUAGACUGCAUUCAGACAAACUCCAUAUCUCAACAAGUACCUGCUACAGCUGCCCCUUCUCCUGUUCAACAAUGUAUCCCAGCUUGUCUUCCACAGUGUCUACAAUCAUGUAUAGAGGCACAAAUACCGCAACCUCAGCCAAGUCUACCUUCACCUACUAUGCCUUCACAAGUACCAAUUCAACCUUCAGCUUCAUCUCUUCCCAUGCCAAAAGUUCUCUCGCUUCAGUGUCCCCCUUCAUGCCAACCCACCUGUGAACUGAGCUGCAUCCGAGCACAGCAACCCAGUCCGUCGCCAUCUGCUUCAGCUCAACAACAGUGCAUACAGGCGUGUAUGCCGGCUUGUCAGCCGAGUUGCACGAUGCAAAUCCAAGCCCCUCAAGCUCCUACUUCAGCUCCAACGCCAGUUCAGGUGACUGCUGUUCCGAUGCCAACAGCUUCACAACAACAAGCGCAGUGUAUCUCAAUAUGUUUACCUCUUUGUGAUCCCCAGUGUAUACAGGCACAAUCCUAUGUUCAGUCACCACAACCCACUCCAUCCCCUGCUGUGCCUCCCACCACCCCACUUGUGUGUAUGCCAGCCUGUCGACCGGCCUGUGAACCCUCGUGCAUACAGGGUGUA